AUGAAGUUCCCGCUCCUCUCGGCCCUCCUCCUGUCGGGAGGCUUCGUCUACGCCCACAAUAACGACCACAACAGCCGGUGCGCUAACACCGUCACUCGCACGGUCUGGAACAUCCGCACCCGAAAAUUCACCGAGACCUUCACGAAAUCAGUCCCCUACACCACAACAUCGACUAAAUACGUCUCCGGCGACGUCCAGAAGAAAACCGUCACGCUCUUCACAAGCACAAAGACGCAUGUCGUCUCCACCAUCACCAAAGACGGCAUCGUCACCACCACGACGCUGACGAUGCCCGGCGGGUACUCGACCGUCACAGUGCCCGGUGCCGGCGAGGUUACCACCGUCACUAUCCCCGGUGCGGGAGAAAUGACCACUGUCACUGUUCCGACGACGGUUGUUGUGCCCGGUGCGGGGGAGGUUACGACUGUUACUGUUCCGACAACGGUGCAGGGCCCAACGUCGACGUCGAUAGUAACGGUGCCGGGGGCGGGUGAGGUGACGACGGUGACGGCGCCGACGACUGUCACGAUCCCGGGUGCGGGAGAGGUCACCACUGUUACUGUUCCGACGACGUUGACGAUUCCUGGGGCGGGUGAAGUUACGACUGUCACUGUUCCGACUACUAUGACGGUCCCUGGUGCUGGUGAGGUUACGACUGUCACGAUUCCGGGUGCGGGAGAGGUUACGACUGUCACUGUACCCACUACCCUUACUAUUCCUGGUGCUGGCGAGGUUACGACUGUCACUGUGCCUACCACCUUGACUAUUCCAGGAGCUGGAGAAGUUACGACGGUGACUGGAACUACUACAUUGACUAUCCCUGGAGCUGGCGAAGUUACUACUGUUACUGUCCCCGGUGCCGGGGAGGUUACGACGGUGACGGGGACUACUACGUUGACUGUUCCUGGUGCUGGUGAGGUUACUACAGUUACUGUGCCCACUACUUUGACUAUCCCUGGCGCGGGAGAGGUUACUACUGUUACCGUCCCUGGUGCGGGACAGGUUACAACAGUGACUGGAACUACUACCUUGACCAUUUCUGGAGCUGGCGAAGUUACUACUGUAACUGUUCCGACAACAGUUGAGCUGCCGGGUACUACCACCACUGUCCCAACUACUAUCACCGUUCCUGGUUCUGGAGAGCUUACCACUGUGACUGUUCCUACUACCCUAACUAUUCCGGGAGCUGGUGAGGUCACCACGGUGACUGGAACUACUACGUUGACUGUUCCCGGAGCUGGCGAGGUUAUAACUGUAACUGUGCCUACCACCUUGACUAUUCCAGGAGCUGGAGAAGUUACGACGGUGACUGGAACUACUACGUUGACUGUUCCUGGGGCCGGAGAGGUUACAACAGUUACUGUACCCACUACUUUAACCAUUCCGGGAGCUGGCGAGGUUACUACUGUGACGGUGCCCACUACCCUAACCGUUCCAGGCGCUGGGGAGGUUACUACUACCACCCUGACUAUUCAUGGAGCUGGGGAGGUUAUUACUGUAACUGUUCCUACGACUGUUGAGCUGCCAGGCACUACAACCACUGUCCCCACCACUAUUACUAUUCCUGGUGCUGGUGAGAUUACAACGGUGACUGGAACAACUACCUUAACUAUCCCUGGGGCCGGAGAAGUUACAGCCGUUACUGUACCCACCACCUUGACUAUCCCAGGUGCUGGUGAAGUUACCACUGUGACUGUUCCUACUACAGUGGAACUCCCGGGAACUACUCUUACUGUCCCGACCACUGUCACUCUUCCCCCUGCUGCUGGAGAGCUUACUACUGUGACCGUUCCCACAACCUUGACUAUUCCGGGAGCUGGUGAAGUUACUACGGUCACUGUUCCUACGACUGUGGAACUCCCGGGCACUACCACUACUGUCCCGACCACUAUCACUAUUCCGGGUGCUGGAGAGGUCACUACUGUGACGGUUCCUACGACUGUUGAGCUGCCGGGAACUACCGUGACUGUGCCUACUACCGUUGAGCUGCCAGGUACCACUGUGACGGUGCCUACCACAGUUGAGCUUCCAGGCACUACUGUGACUGUGCCCACGACCGUCACCGCUUCCACAACCGUCACUUCGUCCACGACCGUCACUGCUCCCACCACUGUGACUGUUCCCACCACUGUCACUUCGUCCACGACCGUGACUUCCACCACCACGCGGACCACCGGCACAACGGUGACCGUACCCACCACCGUGACAUCCACCACCACCCGGUCUGCCACGGUGACAGUCUCCACCACGUCGACUGUCACACAAACCAUAAGCUUCACCGCAACUCCAUCGCCCUCCUGUUCCGCACCACCAAGCCCCGUCCUCAACCCUAGCUUCGAAGAAUCCAACGCCGCCUGGACCUGGAGCGGCUUCUUGCUCAGCCAGGCCAACACCGGUCUCUUCUCCGGAAACGCGAGAACUGGCAUCCGCGCCUUCCAAGCACAAGGCAGCGGCCAAGGCUGGAGCUUCACCCUCUCGCAGACCGUGAGCGGCCUCUGCCCUGGCAGCCGCUACACCCUAAGCGCCUACGGGCGCUCUGGCACCACAUGCACGGCCUCCUGGACCAUCGGCGCGCAGACAGUCAUUCCCUCUGCUCCCCUUAGCAUAGGAAUCUAUACACGCGUGGCGGGUGAGUGGGUGGUGCCGGAGGGGGUCACGAGCGCGGCGUUGAAGGCCGUGGUGACGUGUAAUAAUUCGGGGGCGGCUGCGAGGGCGCAUUUUGAUGAUGUGACGAUGGCGCUGGUGCAGUAG
This is a messenger RNA of Morchella sextelata, 2751 nucleotides long. RefSeq lists its product as uncharacterized. NCBI's taxonomy places the organism in Eukaryota, Fungi, Ascomycota, Pezizomycetes, Pezizales, Morchellaceae. The record is from RefSeq and is a predicted model, not a curated record. The transcript has 5 exons. The coding region runs from base 1 to 2751 and encodes 916 amino acids.